CCAGUGGUGCUGCCCGCGGCUGCGAGACUCCGCCGCCGGCUGGGUGCCGCUCGCGGGCUGCGCUGCAGGUGGCGGCGGGAGAAGCAGGAAGCGGGCCGGGCCGGGCCGGGGAGCAGGAUGGCGGCCGGGGACUCCGAGAACAUCCGCUACUGUGCGCGCUUCUCCUACCUCUGCCUCAAGUUCACCCUCAUCACCUACUCCACGCUCUUCUGGUUGAUAGGAGCACUUGUUCUUGCUGUUGGAAUUUAUGCAGAAGUUGAAAGACAGAAGUAUAAAACCCUUGAAAGUGCCUUUCUAGCCCCAGCAAUUAUUUUAAUACUCUUGGGCAUUGUAAUGUUUCUUGUAUCAUUUGUGGGUGUAUUGGCUUCUUUAAGGGACAAUAUAUGCCUUCUUCAAGCAUUUAUGUACAUCCUUGGCAUUUGUCUCUUCAUUGAACUGGUCGGUGGAGUUGUGGCACUGAUCUUCAGAAAUCAGACAAUUGACUUUUUAAAUGAUAAUAUCAGAAGAGGAAUUAAGAAUUAUUAUGAUGAUCUGGACUUCAAAAACAUAAUGGAUUUUGUUCAAAAGCAGUUUAAGUGUUGUGGUGGGGAAGAUUUUAAAGACUGGUCAAAGAAUCCGUAUCAUGAGUGUUCUGCACCAGGGCCAUUAGCCUGUGGAGUGCCCUAUACUUGUUGUAUUAGAAAUAAGACAGACAUUAUGAACACUAUGUGUGGAUAUAAAAUGAUUGACAGAGAGCGCCUGAGUGUUCAAGACAUUAUAUAUAUCCGAGGAUGCACAAAUGCAGUACUCAUUUGGUUCUUAGACAACUACAGUAUCAUGGCUGGUGUCAUGCUUGGCAUAUUGUUACCCCAGUUCCUUGGAGUGUUGUUAUCUUUACUUUACAUAACUCGCGUAGAAGAUAUCAUUGCUGAAUACAAACAUAAUGAGGGUCUUUUACAAGAAACACAGCAGAAAUCAGAAACUGAAUUUGCAGGCACAGGUUGCUGUAUGUGUUAUCCUGAGUAACGUAGCUGCCAUGCAAGACCUCAAGUGCUGUUUAAAAAAACAAAUCUUGUGUUGUGGAUUGUAUGUAUUUCUGCAGCUCUUAAAGAUCUUGAGCUAAUUAAUCUGUAAACCUUUCCGAUUUUUUAAAAAAACGUGUACUUCAAAAACAGAACCUUAACUCUCUCACCAUGUGUUCUUAACUGCUUUUCCUGUGUAUUUCAAUUUUGAGUGUGCUUUGAAUUUUCACAGGAUUUCUCAAGCUGUGCACUCUGGGGCAUUUCAUACCCUGGAGAGUGCUAAAUCUCAUGCUAAUUGAAACGUGGGCCAGGUAAUCCAGUGUGUUCAAACAUUUAUUUUGGAGCUUUCCCCAACUCUGCUGCCCAGGUGGCUGUUUGCCUCUAACACAGGCCCUCUGUCUCCCAUCCUGUCCUCAUUUAUAUCUCUAAGGCAGCAAAUGGCCUCCAAGGCUGACACAGGCUAGCUGUGGAUGGUUAACUGCAGUGUAGACCUACCCUCAAAGCACAAGCCCAGGGGCCUACCCUGCUUGACAGUGGUUGUCUGAACUUUUUCUAAUGAUUACUGAAAGAUCUGUGGUGAGGAAUGCUUUAUGUUGGGAACACUCAGAGCUAAACUUUUUUGAAAGAGCUUUUGUAUUCUAGUUUGACAUAUUUAAAUGUUUGUAUUUUCGUAUUGAUUCCUAAUCAGAAGGGAGACUUGUGUGUCUUUCUAUAUUGAGCUAAAUUGUAACAUCAAAUACAUGUUUAAUAACUUUUUCAUGCUGGUCCUGACUAGGGCUGCCAAUUUUGGUUGGACAUAUUCCUGGAGGUUUCAUCGCAUGACAUAAACUUUAAUUAAAGAUUAAUCUUUAAGUCCUGGAAACUCAGCAACCCUAGUGACUGAUUUAAUGAUGUAAUAUAACUGCAUGUAAUGCAGCACACUUUCAUAAAUGAAUCUUUUGUGCCUUUUAAUAAUGUAGGUAUACACUAGUGUUUGAGUCAGUCAGGUAACGCUUUGACAAACUUUUUAAUGCAGUUUAUUACUGUACAGAUUUUGUAUGAGAGUUAUUGAAUGUUUGGCUAAUUUAAAUUUUGUAAAUCUUGUAUUUUCCCCUCUAAGUAAAUUAACUAGAUUGCC
Molecule: messenger RNA, 2118 nt
Organism: Caretta caretta (loggerhead turtle)
Lineage: Eukaryota; Metazoa; Chordata; Testudines; Cheloniidae
Gene: TSPAN15
Product: tetraspanin 15
Cellular component (GO): plasma membrane
Source: RefSeq, a predicted model, not a curated record